AGAGAAUAAAUUAUUAAUUUCCCCUUCAGCAGAGAACGAACCAUCAACUCUUGCAUCAACAAAGAGUCAACCAUCAAUUUUAGCUACAAAGGCUACAGCAGUGGAUCAACCAUCAUAUCUAGCUACAAAUGGAGAGGAUCAUUCAUCAAAUCUAGCUACAGCAGAGGAUCAGUCAUUAACUUUAGUUAUUGCAGAGGUUGAUCCAUUGACUCAAUCUACCAAAGAGGAUCGACCUCUAAAUUUAGCUACAAGAGAGGAUCGGCCAUCAAAUCUCGCUACAUCAGUGGAUCAACCAUCAUAUCUAGCUACAUUAGAGGAUCAGCCAUCAAUUCUAGCUACAUUAGAGGAUCAACCAUCGAUUUCAGCUACAGCAGAAGAUCAUCCAUCAACUCUAGCUAUGACAGAGGUUUAUCCAUUUGCUCUAGUUACAAACAAAAAUCAACCAUCAAUUGUAGCUACUCAAGAAAAUCAGCCACCAAAUCUAGUUACAGCAGAGGGUGAACCUUCAGCUCUAGUUACCACAGAGAAGCAACCAUCAAGUCUAGCAACACAAGAGGAUCAACCAUCAAUUCAAGCUACAGAAGAGGUUCAACCAUCAAUUCUCGCUAAAAAAGAGGAUGUUCCAUCAAUUCUAGGCACAGCAGAAGUUAAACCAUCAAUUCUAGCUACAGCAGAUGAUCAACCAUCAACUCUAGGUACAGGAGAGGAUCAGCCAUUAAUUCAAGCUAAAGCAGAGAAUAAACCACCAAAUCUAGCUACUUCAAAAGAUGUUCAACAAUCAACUCUAGGUAUAGUAGAGGAUAAAUCACCAACUCUAGCUACAGCAGAUGAUCUGCCAUUAACUCGAGCUACAAUAGAGAAUGACCCAUCAACUCUAGCUACAAAAGUGGACAAACCAUUAAAUCUAGCAACUGUAGAUGUCCAUCAAUCAACCCUAGCUUCGGCAGAGGAUCAGCCAUCAAAUCAAGCUGCAGCAGAGAAUAAACUAUCAAAUCUAGCUUCAACAGAGGAUAAACCAUUAAAGCUAGUUACUCCAGAUGUUCAUCAAUCAACCCUUGCUACAGCAGAGGACCAACCAUUAACUCAAUCCACAGUAGUGGAUCAGCCAUUCAAUCAAGCUACAGCAGAGAAUAUACUAUCAAAUCUAGCGCUAAUAGAGGAUAAAGCAUCAAAACUAGUCACCCCAGAUAUUCAACAAUCAGCCCUUGCUACAGCAGAGGACCAACUAUCACAUCAAGCUACAGCAGAGAAUAAACCAUCAGAUCUAGCUACCUCAGAUAUUCAACAACCAACCCUAGCUACAUCAGAGGAUAAAUCAUCUAGGACAGAUGUUGAACCAUUGACUCUAGCUACAGCAGAGAAUUGUUCAUCAAGUCUAGCUCCAAAAGAGGAUAAACUGUCAAUCCCAGCUGCAACACAGGAUCAACCAUCUACUCUAGCUAUAACAAAGGUUGAACCAUUAACUCUAGCUACAACAGGGAAGCAAUCGUCAAAUCUAGCUACUACAGAGGAUCAACCUUCUACUCUUGGUAUAACAGAGACUAAACCAUUUAUUCUUGCUACAAAAGAGGAUCAACCGAUUCCAGCUACAAUAGACAACACUUUGUCAACUACAACAGAAGACAAACUAUCAAUUCUAGCUACAGCAGAGGAUCAACCAUCGAAAUUAGCUAUGACAGAAGUUGGACCAUCGACUCUAGAUACAAAAGAGGAGAAAUCAUCAAUUUUAGCUACAGCAGAGGAUCAACCAACUGUGCUAGCUGCAUCAAUGGAUGGACCCUCAACUCCUGUAGCUGUAGCAAAAAAUAGGCCAGCACAUGGCAAUGUAGCAAAUGCUUCUCCAUUCAACAUUGAGCUUAUGGAGAAUUUUAAAAGAACUAAUAUAAAGGCAGAUAUAAAUAAACCACCCAGCAGCCUUUUGAGAUCUCCCAUGUCACCAAGAUUUAUGUCUACAAAUUCAAAGAUAUCAUCAAGGACAGAUGGCAUAUCUUCACAAACAGGUGUAUCCAUCAGAAACAUCGGAAAUAGGAGCUCUGGUAGUCAAACAGAAAGAUCAUAUCAUGGUGUAGGAAUGCAAACAGAUGCUUUACCAUCAUUGUCAAUGGUUACACAGACUGCUAGGGUAGCAACGAAGGAUGCUAACACUGGGCCACUAUCUCCUGUUGUGCCUAGAAAGACAACACAUGAGAUUGCAGUUGGGCCUGAUAACCAAAGCAGUAACAACAAAACCAAUGGAGUAAACACAGCUACUCAAAGUUCUAAGUACCUUAAAUCUCAAAACAAAGCCUUGGUUAGUGGCACUUGCCAAACUGAUGGGGAUGAACACAAUGUUAUUGUAGAUAGCAAUGACACUGUAAGUGAUAUCUCCCACCAAGAUAGUGAUCUUAGUUUUGAGUACAUUGUACCACCACUUAGAAGAUCACAAAGCCUUGUUGAACUGGGUCCAAUUGCAGAUGAAAUUCAAAAUGAAAUGGAUGAGCCAGUGGAGACAUUGAGACCAGCUAUAAGAGCUACACCAAUGUUAAGAAUUCGAAGUAGAAGCUUAGAUGAUAUAAGACCAGUGUUUCAUCCAUCCAUCUAUGGUAUCCUCAACCAGACAUUUGGAACUCAGACUGGUGAGUCAUUGUACAGCAUUCUUAAUGCCACAGAAUCCAUACAAACUGAAGCCUUCUUGGAUAUAAUUGCCAGAGGAAUGGAGACCCAAACUGGAGAAUCUAUGUUAGAUCUAUUGGACCCUGUUCUUGCAACGCAGACAACAUUGAUUGCAACACAGACUAGUUCUAUGCAAACUGGUGAAUCAUUACUUGAUAUUUUAAAUGGGACUGACCAUGAGGACAUGAGUUGUCAGACGGAUGAAUAUAUUGAGAAGAUCCUACUGGAUACAGCUGCAGAUUUUGGUUUUUAUUCUGAAAGACCACUAUCAAUGGCUGAUGCCCAAACUGGAACAUCUAUGUGGUCUUUGGUAGGGUCUGACAUGGAUCUCGCAUCUCCUGUUGGUUCUUUUCCAUCCCCUGAGUUAGAUGAUGAGCUAUCAGAUGUUGAACCUGAAAAUAAACUGGUAUAUCCAGAGAAGCGUAAACUUAAACAGCAGCGCAGGAAGAUACCAAAUCUAAAUAUUGAUGUCAAUUUAAAUGUGGACUAUGAUUUGCACAAUCCUAACUUAGAUCCUUUGAAAUUGGAGCAUGAGAGAAUGAUGGAGAUGCUGAGGAAAUCAAAGCAAGAACGUGAGCAAAGGAAAAAAGAUCGCCAACAAAAAAACAUGACUUGGCCUCAUCUUUUCAAUAAAUCUGACCAAAAUGAAUUGGAUCUAUCUACACAGUUAACUGGUUCAUUAGAGCCUGUUGAUACAUCAGUGAGACCAGAAAUGUUUGACACGAUAGAUCAAUCAACAGACAACUCAACAUCAAUCAAAACCUCUGAGCAGUCUCUAUCUGAACAAUCUGAUGUUUCUAAAAAUGCUCAGCAACAGCAUAGCUCAAUGUCAUCCUUAUCUCUUGAACCUAUUCAGGAUAGAAUCCUACUUGAACAGCUUGAUGAAUCCAGAAAAACAAAUGAGGCCGAGGAAACACCAAACUUGGAUAUUGACAUAAAUGAGGAAGAGAAGAACCAUAUGGCUAUAUCAUGUGACAUUCAAGAUGUUGGAGACCAGCAAAGCUUUGCAUUUGAGCUAUCACCAAUUGUGCUUCAACCAAGAACUCACACAACUAGCUCACCAAUCAGUGAUGUCCUGUCUCAGACAGAUGAUGGGCCUAUGAGUGUUGGGGAUGAUGGUGUGUUCUUUGAAACCAUCAACCAGACAUCCACUCCUUCAAAACCUCACUGUGCUACUCAAUCUACAGGGGAGGAAUUUCCUUCAAGUGACACACAGGCUCAUGAGUCUAAUCAGGUUGGGCUAGAUGAAAAUGGAAAAUUGUUCACUAGUGCAUUAAGUGCAAAUAGUGCAGUACAAGCCAACAUCUCAUCUGAUAUCACUGAUGACUUCACACAGACUGACCUCUGUGAUAUAUCCCUGUCUCCUGGAAGUGACACACAUUCUAUAGCCAUAGAGACCAGGCACCAGGAGCUGAAUGAUGAACUUGAGAAGCUGAGACGUGAACGAGAGCGCAUCAACCAUAUGUUGGCUAAAGAUGUCUGUCCCACUAAGGUCCAGGUUGAAGUAGCUGAAGCCCAGUUGAACUACAUGAUUGGGCAAACUGACACACUCCUUACCAGUGUUGGCUCAGAUGAUUCUGAUGGAGGAAACCAUAAGAAAACAGUUCAUACUGAAGAUCCAGCUGCUACCAUAAGUAGACAGUAUCUCCUCAAAUACAAAUCAAAGCUAGAAAAGGCCAAAUCAGGUAUCGAUUCCAAGAUUAAACAGCUUGAGAGAGAGAAACGUAAAGUUCUGCGUUCAAGGGAGAAAUACAGGGAGAUUGUUCAAAUGAAACGCAAAGCUCAGAUUGAGGCAUUCAAAUUUGAACGACAAAGGGAAGAGCAUGCCCAUAGAUCACAUAGUACUCUGACCCCCUUACACCUUGGAUCACCUGAGUCGAGGUCCACAUCACCUAGUGUGAUGUCACCCAAUAGGCAUAAACAAUACCUGCUGCAGCUGCGCAAAGAUCUGGUGAAUCUUAGUAAGGAAGAUGAUCAGAAGUCCUCUCCUAGACGGGUAGAGAUGCUGGAACAGUCCUACAGACAACAGUACCUUGCUAGUAGGGGCAACAACCAACAUAGGAGAUCUCUAACUGAACCUGGAGACCAACAGUGUAUGUCCCCCAUAUCUGAUACAUUGGAUUCUGUAGCUAGCCCUAGGGUUGAUGUUAACCAUGAAUACCGCAUGAUGGCACCUACUUCUAAAACAUCAUUUGAUGCCUUGCUAAAUCGAGAUAGAUCACCUGUUAAAGCCCCAAACAACACCCACAUUAGCAGCUAUAUGGAACACUUAUAUGAGCUUUAUCCAAACUCAAGAUUACUAUCUGACCAUUCAACCAGUGCCAACUACCAUGCACCACAAAGAGGGCUGUCUAACCAUACAGUGACAGGAGAGACGCUGAUUCAGUUAUCCUCAAGAGCAACUAGAGGUGCUGUAAGCCCAGAGUGUGUUAACAGCUCAGCUGAGACUGGAAGUACAACUGGGUCUUUACAUGAUGAGCCAGUGGCAUUGCUUAAAGAACUUCAGGAUGCCAGAGAACACUCAAGGUCUGAGAUAAGACAAGCAAGGCAUAACCUUAGCCAGACACCACUAGAGAGACUAAGACGACACAGAGCUAUGGAGGCUGGGAAACAUGCUCCAUUAGAUGAGAGAAUAGGUUCAUACAGACAACAGACAAACAAAAUAAUGUCUAAGCUAAACCCAGAGCAAAGGCAGAGGUGGGCCAAGGGCGAGUCUGACGGUUAUUCCUCAACUGAGGAACUAGAGCAAUAUCUACCUCGAGUUGAUCAGGAGAUUGAACUGUUGAAGCACAGAUACAGUCAAAGUAGCAGCAGAUCCAACACCCCAUCAUCUCUUGUCAGUGAUGUCAUAUCUGCCCACGAUAGUUACACUUCUUCUAGGUUGAGUGCCCUGUCUCCUGUGCAAUCUAGACCCUUAUCACACAUAGGUGGCACUGGUAGUCAGCGAAGUUCAGUUGAAUGUGGUCAUUCAAGGGGACAUAGACUUAAUAGGGAUUACUCUAGGUCAUCCAGAGUGCCUCCUGCAACAUCAAGCUCAGUGCUACCAUCUAGUGGAAACACUAGCACCACCAGAGGGCGUUUUAGUCAAAACUGGAAAGAUAUUGACUUGUUUCUUGGAAGAAAAACAACCCAAGAUCAACCAAACAGAGGAAAAACUGUCUUGGAAUUAGAUAAAGAAAUCGACAAAGACAUUGAGAGAAUGUUAGGUGAAACUAUACCAGGGCAACAUAGUAACAUUGAUAGACUCCUGGGAAGGACAGUGUCUUCUUUGAAACAAUCAGAUAAUGCGUCACGAUCUACAGCUGCAAGUGGCUCACAGUAUGGUGCUAUUGGGGGUUCAAACUAUGCCACAACCAGUGCUUCAUACAGUUAUAAGAAUUUACCUUCCAAUUACAUCAAAUCAGGGUCUAUAUUUGAUGGUCAAAGUACAACAUCAAGUGCCACCUCUGCAAAGUAUGAUAUACCUGGGUCUAACAUAUCCACACAAUCAAGAUAUGAACCAAAAGUGUAUGAUCAAACAUCUCCAUCCACCAAAUAUGGAUUCACCUCUAGUAAGUCCAAAUAUGACUCCAGCCCAAGCCGUUCUGAUUAUCACAGACCUAAUUAUAUCUCAAAUCCAUCUGAGUUUGAACAGAUGAGACCGAAGUAUGACUCUACUCCAAUCACACAUGAUUCAAGAACAUCUAGAUAUGAAUCAAGUCCAGAAAGAUAUUACUCAAACCAAAGUAGAUGUGGCUCAAACACAUCAAGAACAUAUGACCUGAACCAGUCCAGGCAAGUGUCAAGCCCAUCAAGAUAUGACUCAAAACCAAAGGGACAUGAUUUAAAUAUUUCUGGAUAUGACUCAAGUACAACGAGAUAUGACUCAGCAUCCACUAGAUAUGACUCUAAUGGUAGCAGAUAUGAACACUCCCCUCUACGUAGUGUUAAUUGCGGAUCCAGGCCAUUAUCUGGAUCAAGCUCUAGUACAGCAUAUGAAGCUCUACAAGCCAGGCGCAGUAAUUAUGACAACCCAACCCGACAUGGAAGCUACAUCUCAGAUGUACACAACUAUACACCUGCUGACACUCAAAGUGUCAUCUCUGAUGUCACAUCUGGUCAUAGUAGUGUCAUAUCUGAUGUCCAUGUAAGUGAAGCUUCAGGGAGCCCCAAUCAUAAAGAGCUUAUCUCAGAUGUACAUAAUGAGACAAAGUAUAAUGCUUAUAAACCCAUAAGUGCAUCUGAAAUCAAGGCAAGAAUUGUGAAGAAACGAAAGGCUGAACAAACCAAAAAGUGACACAAUAAUAUAUAUGGAUAUAUUUAUAUUAUAUAUAACUAUAUAUACAUGUAUAAUAAAAUAAUCCGAAAUAAAGGCAGAGAAUAGUUCUAUAAAUCUGUUCUAUAUAUAUAUUGAUAUAUUCUGUUGUAAAACACAGAAUGAAAUCCUGUGCUAAGCGAUGUUGUAAAAAAGUCAGUUAUUAAUGUAUUACCACUGAACAGGACUGCCUGGUUUU
Owenia fusiformis is the source of this 7145-nucleotide messenger RNA. The record is from the annotation of a GenBank genome assembly. Lineage: Eukaryota; Metazoa; Annelida; Polychaeta; Sabellida; Oweniidae.